Molecule: messenger RNA, 3052 nt
Organism: Pomacea canaliculata
Lineage: Eukaryota; Metazoa; Mollusca; Gastropoda; Architaenioglossa; Ampullariidae
Exons: 9
Coding region: 139-1392 (417 amino acids)
Source: RefSeq, a predicted model, not a curated record
AAGAACAAGGAAGUAAACUCUUUCCGCUUCACUUGUUGUGCGACUGACUUUUGCCGGGAGGCCUCUUCGCACAUUUCUCCUGUGUGUAUUGCUCUCUGUAUCAUCAACAACUAUAUCGCAGUUAAAAUAACAGAAGCCAUGGGUCUCUGGACACUGCGGAUGCUGUGUGUUGUUGCACUACUCGCUGCAACGUGCCGUGCAGCGUUGUAUUUCGCUGAAUGCACAGGUGGUAGCUUGGAUGUUGCUGAAACCACGAAUCGCUCGUUCUUAUGUGCUGGAUACAAUGCAGAUCAGCUUAAUUGGACGGUAAAAGAUAUUAAAGGAGAUACACUUUAUUUUGGUGUUUGCAACUACCAGACGUGUGGACCUGCUAAUGACCGGUUUACUUUAACUGCAAAACCGACUACAACUGGCUACAGCUCAUGGCUUACAAUAAAAGAAAUUACUCGAGACUCAGCUCUCACCUUACGAUGCAAAACUUCGUGGAUAACAACAGAAUGCAAAUUAAAAGUAAUCGUUCCUGUCAGGAUCGUUCCAGAAAGUUGCAGUGUGGAGAUGUCCGGAUGGAGUGUUUCCGGAUGGUGUACACUUGAAUGGAUGAAUAAUCAUAACAUGCCUAAUUGCACGUGGCGUUUGCUCUAUCAGAACAAAAUACAAUCGCUACAGGGCUCGACUAAUUCGGUCGGACAUGAUUCCCAAGACUACAGACGUGUAAAAUGUUCAUUUGUGCAUAAAAUACCAGCUGAGGACGGAAAUUAUACUUACAGCAUCAGCAUUUCUUCACAUCCAGCGGAUCAGUACUCAAAAACUUUUCAAAUAGAGAAACCCAAUAAUCUCAAGCAUAACUGUCCAGAAACCGUCCCUGAAGGAUCCAGCAUCAACUGUACAUGUUAUGCAUCAAGGAGAGGUAAUCCAUCGGCGAAAAUCGCGUGGGAUGGCUCGAACAGUGAAAAUUUUGUCAUUAACAAUGUAACGAGAAAAAGCAACGGAGCAGUCGGCGUUUGUCGUCUGACAUGGGGCAACAUGAACAUCACAGCUUUGUACACCAUUAGCAUCUCAUUUACAAUGGAACACGAUGAGAAAUCAGCAUCAGCAGCCAGUGCUCAAGGAGGAUUAAUUGGUGGCGUGGUUACAGCUGUGGUUGUUGUCGUUGUCAUUGCUGCCGCUGCCUUUGUGUACUUCAUGAAACGACGAAAAACUCCAGUGUACGACACAGCUAGAUGGCCUGCCGCAAACGAACAUAAUUAUCAGGACCUUGCUGAAAUCGGAACUAAAGCUUCACAGCCUGCAGGUUCAACAGACGAUAGCGACACAAGACAAAAUGAGGAUAAAUUAGGCUACGAGGAUGUAACCCUUGGAAGACCAAGUGUCUCACAAACAGCAGGGCUUUAGGUCUGCUUUUUUUCCCUUUUAUUACUCUACUAGAUGCAGUGUUUGUUGUGCGAAGAACACACAUGAUUUAACCUACUCCUCGACUAUGGUCUGCAAGGAUUCAGUAAAUUAUUUUACAGGCGAGCUAUUAAAAUUAUUUAUUAAAAUGAUUGUGGAUGAUAUAUUAAAACUGAUUUAAUGAUAUUAAAGAUUAUCUGUCAUAUAUCAUGAUGAUAAAUAAUGGUUUGUCUCAAUUUUAUUGGCUUUGAUGUUUUGUGUGUAUAUAUAAAUAAAGCAUAAUAUACAUGUUGCCUAUAGAAAUUUUGUUAAUUUGGUACAAUAGGGAGAUUUCAUUGAUAUCUAUUAAACAUUGUACUGUUUCUACUAUGUAAAUUAUACUGUUAAUUAUUUUACCGUAGCCCUGAGUUUAUUGAUUUCCUCUCGUUUUUUUUAUAAAAUGUAUGCAAUAUAUUAUUUAUGAUAUAAUAUUUUUAUCAAUAUUUUAAAAGUUAUUUAUCAUAUUUAAUAUUUAUUAUUUGCUAAUAAUUUUUGGUUAUGAAUGUCAAAGCAAAAAUGUUGAAAGAAGUAUUUCUUAAAAAAAUAUUAUGCCAAGAGAAUAGAAUAGAAAUCAAUAAAUCAUUAAAUGAUCAAUAAAUAAUUCAAAUUAAUACUUUAUUUGGUUUAGACAGUGUGGAAAGACUGAUACGCUUUUAGAAGGCUACUUGUUGUAGCCGUUUAAUGGCUUAGUCGUGAAUUCUUAAAUACCUAGCACCAAUGAGCCCGUUCCUCUUUCCUGCUCCAGAAAAGAAAACGGAAUUUACCAAUGUAAAUGUAACUAUAAAAUCAUUGCUCUUACAUAUCAAGUAUGUUUUUUUUCUUGGAAUAUUUCAGGUUUUUUUCUUUUAUCUACUUCUUACCUACCUGCACUCAGCCUACCAUAAAAUCUAUUAAAUACGUUUCUUCAAAUAAGUUUGUUCUCUUAGGUGGUUGGCUAUACUUAGAUUCUCCUUUUACUUAGCUUCUUCGCCAUGUAUGCUCAGUAUUUUACGAAUGGCUUCGUUUGCUAAGUUAACAUGCACGAGACGACAAAAGUUUUAUUUGCCUAGUGAGUUUAUGUUUAUUUAUUUUACAAGACAAAGGCAACAGUACAACACCUGUUGAUUAACAAGACGUCCGUAAAUUUUAAGUAGCCUUUUUUUUAAAUAAUUAAUAAAAAAUUAAUAAAGUUCAUUUAUACAGCGCCUUAUACCAGCAUUAUGAACUAUGUCGAGGCGCUUUACUACUACUACUUCUAACAUUAAUAAGAUCCGUGAUCAGGAAAAUUUGAGGAAAACCAAGAAAAAAAACUGUAAUAUCACAUUGCCCAUGAUGUGAUCUCAGUAGAAAGCAAGUACUGUAGCUCAAGUAACAUCCAUUGUCUCAAUAUAUGUGUCAUAUAAAAAAUUUGAAAUACUCGUCUACAAUCCUAAUCCCAUCUACAUUUUAUUGGGUUUUUUAACUAGCACCGAGUUAAAUGAAAAGCAACAGAGCUAAUGUAUAGUUCAAAAUGCAAGUGGCCAGCAGGACAUUUUCUAACUCUUCCGAGAAACCAAAGAAAUUUACCUGUAGAAAUUGUUUCAUACACAUCGUUUACUUUAUAUAUUUUAAACAUUUUUGAAGAAAUAAACUAAAAUGAUCCAUG